CGCAGGGCCUCCCGCUGCGGGCGGGCCCGCCUCCCCUCUCAGUGUCUCCGGGGGCCCAGCCGUUGGGACCUCCUAUACCCCGGGUCUGGUGUUCGGGGUGAUCCCGGUCUGCCCAGUUUCAGCUCCACUUUCUCACCUCCACCCAUCCUGAGACCUGACCCCUUUUGGAAGUUUAAAGUGAACUUACUGUAGGCUCUCAUGUGUGAAUAUAAGUAUAGUGCAUCAGUACUGUAAAGACCUCACCAACUAGAAGUUACAGUUUUCACCAUCAGCUUACCUUAUCCCUUUUGGUCUGGUUCUUUUCCUCAAGGAGUGGAAACUUCUUUCCUUCAAGUUGCUUUAGUUGCAGAGUUAAGCAAAUGGCCAAUAGUGGGUUUGGUAAACAAUGCGCAAAAUGCUCCAACUGUUCAUCUACUUCUAAGCAAGAUGUACUGUAUGUAUGUGCCUGUAGAAGAAGGCUUUCUCCAAUCUCUGUGGUGGAAAUGUCCCAAGAAUCAAGCAUGGGCAGCUCAGAAUAUGAAGUUUCAGCAGACAGAAAAAAAGAAAACCAACCCAUCACAGAUAGUGCCUCUGGGAAAGUUAUGCCCUCGAAAACCUCCAAUGUGGAGAGAAAAACGUCUCAACAACAAUGGAGUCGGGGAAACAUUACAGAAGGAAAAGUUCCUCACAUAAGGAUGGACAAUGGAGCUGCUAUUCAGGAAAUCUAUACCUUUGGAAGAAUAUUGGGACAAGGGAGCUUUGGAAUGGUCUUUGAAGCUACAGACAAGGAAACAGAAACUAAGUGGGCAAUUAAAAAAGUGAACAAAGACAAGGCUGGAAGCUCUGCUGUGAAGCUACUUGAACGGGAGGUGAAUAUCCUGAAAAGUGUGAAACACGAACAUAUCAUACAUCUGGAACAAGUGUUUGAGACGCCUAAGAAAAUGUACCUGGUGAUGGAGCUUUGUGAGGAUGGAGAACUCAAAGAAAUUCUGGAUAGGAAAGGGCAUUUCUCAGAGAAUGAGACAAGGUGGAUCAUUCAAAGUCUUGCAUCAGCUAUAGCAUAUCUUCACAAUAAGGAUAUAGUACACAGAGAUCUAAAACUGGAAAACAUAAUGGUCAAAAGCAGCUUUACUGAUGAUAACAAUGAAAUGAACUUAAAUAUAAAGGUGACUGAUUUUGGCUUAGCUGUGAAGAAGCAGGGUAGGAGUGAAGCCAUGCUGCAGACCACAUGUGGGACUCCUAUCUAUAUGGCCCCUGAAGUUAUCAAUGCCCACGACUAUAGCCAGCAGUGUGACAUUUGGAGCAUAGGUGUCAUAAUGUACAUUCUAUUAUGUGGAGAACCACCCUUUUUGGCAAGCUCAGAAGAGAAGCUAUUUGAGCUAAUAAGAAAGGGAGAACUACAUUUUGAAGAUCCAAUCUGGGAUUCCAUAAGUGAUUGCGCUAAAAGUGUGUUGAAACAACUUAUGAAAGUAGACCCUGCUCACAGAAUCACAGCUAAGGAACUUCUAGAUAACCAGUGGAUAACAGGCAACACACUUUCUUCAGCAAGACCAACCAAUGUGUUAGAAAUGAUGAAACAAUGGAAAAAUAACCCAGAAAGUGAUGAGGAAGACACAACACAUCCAGAGAAAAACUGGUCCAUUCAAGAAAAGUUGAAAGGUUACCAACCGAGCAGACCCAGCGGAAAUGUCCAGAACACCAGUAGCACUUCAGAUGAAGAGGAGGAAAAACAGUCCACUGCUUAUGCAAAGAAAUUUCCUGUGGCCAGUAAGAAGGAAAACGCGGACAACUCGGACUCGAAGCAUGCAAGUUCUGCAGGCAGCAGAAACUUUCCAGCCGGACUCAAGGGAGAACCAGAGAAAUCCCCCAUGACGUCAAGCCAAGGACCGGCAACCAAAUACAUUGCUAAAUCCAAUGCCGUGCCUAGAACCAAAAAGAAACUCUAAGGUUCCCUUCACAGCUUCUGUUUUCCUCGUCACACCGACCGACAGCACCCGGAUCAAGGAGCACAGACUGUCUCCAGAGGUUCGAAGCCCCUGUCCGGUGCAGGACGAGGGAGACCCCUGCUCUGGAAAGAAGCCCAGCAGCCAAGGAUGGCGCUUCCUGACCCGGCUGCCAUCUCUCAGUCUGCUGCCUGCCGCUCGGGCCCAGGAGAGAAGCGGUUCUUAUCCUGGGUGCUGCUCUGGAGCUUUGGAAGAAAGGCUACUAGUGGGAAAGCCCCCAAAGCCCACAGACGUGGGUGAUUUUUCACAAGAGUGUCUUCCCUCCAGAUGAGUUCCCUGGUUGUGGCCUGACCCCCUUCCCCCAGUCAGUGUGAACUUAGUCACGGGACCUUGGAGCCUCAGCCACUGGGGCGUCGUCCUGGCCCCAUCCCCUGAAGUGGAAUCUUGGCAGGACGUCUUGCCUCCGGUGCACUUUUCUUGCCUGGAGGGCAACAACAGUCCGGCCAUGCUGACGUCUCCUUUUGCCUCCAGGUGACCAGCACCACACUCUACCACGAGGACUGGGAGCUGCACAAAGAAUGUCCCCUAAGUAGAAUCAGAUUGAGAGACUCAGUUGUUCAUUCAAAAAAUAUUUACUGACCAUCUGCUAUUGCCGGGCACAGUGAUAGGCAAUGGGCAUAAGAUGAGGUAAGAGAGAGUCAAGGUCAUUGCCCUUGAGGAGGUUGCAGUCUUGGUGCGGGGCAGAUGUUGGAGAUCUUUACAAAUAUGUAAAAUACCUGUGUACUGUGAUGAGCACAAGGUAGGAAGUAAAGAGUGCCAUAAUAGAGAACGACAGGAUAGGAGCCUUUCUAAAGAAGCUUGAAGGCUAAAGGGAGGAAUGCUCUAGGCAGAGGGGCCUGGGACAGAGCUGGGUGGACUCCAGGACCUCGACCAAAA
Molecule: messenger RNA, 2858 nt
Organism: Panthera uncia (snow leopard)
Lineage: Eukaryota; Metazoa; Chordata; Mammalia; Carnivora; Felidae
Gene: STK33
Product: serine/threonine kinase 33
Exons: 14
Coding region: 360-1925 (521 amino acids)
Biological process (GO): mitotic DNA damage checkpoint signaling; protein phosphorylation
Cellular component (GO): cytoplasm; nucleus
Molecular function (GO): protein serine/threonine kinase activity; ATP binding
Source: RefSeq, a predicted model, not a curated record